This is a messenger RNA of Cannabis sativa, 3248 nucleotides long. RefSeq lists its product as uncharacterized. The transcript has 3 exons. The coding region runs from base 559 to 3012 and encodes 817 amino acids. The record is from RefSeq and is a predicted model, not a curated record. Lineage: Eukaryota; Viridiplantae; Streptophyta; Magnoliopsida; Rosales; Cannabaceae.
UUUAAUACUUGCUUCAUCAAUUUUUUUGUGAAAUUUUAGUUUUAUUUUCGGUUUUUAUAAAUAACCGAAAUUAAAAGUGUUUAUAUUUAUGCGGGAUACACUUUUGUCUUCGCUAUUUACUAAUAUAAUUUCCGAAGACAAAGGUGGAGACAUUUAUUUUCGGUCAUUACAUAAAUAAUGAAGACAAAAGUGUUAUUUUCCACUUUUAAUCCAAACCCUUAAUUUCCCUCCUCAAACCCACGACUCUUCAUUUUCCCCAAUUUUUGUCCAAACCCUUAACCCUCCUCAAACCCACACCUGAAACCCUCAAACCCACCCAGCACUCUUCGAUCGGUUACAGCUCUCGACGAGGACGACGACGACGGAGACAAGGAGGAAAGACAACGACGACAAGGACGCCUCUUCCUCCUCCUCAAAUCUUUCUAUUAGAGGUUUUGUGGUUAAGCAUCAAGAAUCUAAAUUGGAAGGAGAGUGGUUAAGCAUCAAGAAUCUAAAUUAGAAAGAGAACACGAUUUUUUCCAAGUUUUGAGCUAGAGGAAUUUAUUUUAAAUUUGCGGUAUGGAUAAAUCGUGGAUGCUUGAGAGGAGAGAAACACCGCAAUUUCUAGAUGGGUUCAACAAAUUUCUAGAGUUUGCCCUAAAAAAUUCUAGUAAUCACGAACGAAUUCCCUGUCCGUGUGUAGAUUGUUGUAACGGAACAAAAGGGAAUAUUACGAUGAUAAAGGAUCACGUAAUUUGUCGGGGUUUCAAUAGAAGCUACACUACAUGGUAUUGGCACGGAGAGCGAUCAACUAGUGACCCAUAUCCGUUAGGGAAGCGGGGGGUAGAUGAUUUCGAGUUUAAUGAUGUUGAUGACUUUCCUAUGGAAUUGCUUGAUGAAGCACAAGAGGAGUUUCUUGAUGAUCCUGAAAAAUUAGACAAUUUGGUUAGUGAUGCAGAAAAACCCUUGUUUGAUGGUUGUAAAAAAUUAAGAUUACCAACAUUGGUAAAAUUUUACAACAUUAAAGCUGAAAAUGGGGUGAGCGAUAAGGGUUUUAGUCAGUUCUUAGCUGCUUUUAAAGAAAUUUUGCCUGUUGAUAAUUGUUUUCCGGUGUCGACAUAUGAAGUGAAAAAAACUUUAAAUGCGAUAGGAUUGAAGUAUGAAAAGAUCCAUGCAUGUCCGAACGAUUGUAUUUUGUAUCGAAAGGAAUAUGCAGACAUGGAUAGUUGCCCAACUUGUGGUUUACCUCGCCACAAAACGAAUAAGAGUGAGGAGAAAAGGAAACUUAUUCCUCAAAAAGUGAUGUGGUACUUGCCUUUGAUUCCUCGUCUCAAACGAUUAUAUCGUAGCUCGGAGCACUCUGAAAACUUGAUAUGGCAUGAUACUAAGAGAGUGAGAGACGGUAAACUUAGGCAUCCUGCAGAUUCGCAAGCAUGGAAAAAAGUAGAUUACUUAAAUCCAGAAUUCAAGUUAGAACCAAGACAUCUUCGUCUUGGUCUAUCUGCAGAUGGAGUAAACCCACAUAGAUCACUGAGUAGUAGGCAUAGUUCGUGGCCUGUCUUCCUUGUUAUGUACAAUCUUCCUCCUUGGUUGGUGAUGAAAAGAAAAUUUAAUAUGCUUUCGCUCAUGAUCUCAGGACCAAACCAACCGGGCCAUAAUAUAGACGUAUACUUGGCACCAUUAAUUGAUGAUCUAAAAGAGUUGUAUGAGAAUGGUGUUGAGACAUAUGAUGGUUUUAAAAAAGAAAUGUUCAAAUUGAAGGCCGUGUUAUUGUGGACUGUUAGUGACUUCCCUGCUUAUAGCAAUUUAUCGGGUCUGAGCACAAAAGGUUACCAAGGUUGUCCAAUUUGCUGCACUAACACACGAGCACGUCGCUUGACGAAUGGACACAAAAUGUGUUAUAUGGGCCAUAGACGGUACUUGCCUCGAGAUCAUCCUGAUAGAAGGAAAAAGAAAGCAUAUGAUGGUACUGAAGAACGAGAUAGUGCUCCUUUGCCAAUGUCAGGGGAACAAAUUCUUGAACAAGUAGAACAUGUAGAUUUCAAGUAUGGAAAGACACAAAAAAGAAAGAAAACAAAUAGUUGUUUUCAACGAAAGUCAAUUUUUUUUCGUCUUCCAUAUUGGAAAGAUCUAAUGGUUCGACAUUGUUUAGAUGUUAUGCAUAUAGAAAAAAAUGUGUGUGACAGUAUCAUCGGUACCUUACUUGAUAUUCCCGGCAAAACUAAAGAUGGUUUAUCAAGUCGUUUGGAUCUUGUUGAAAUGGGAAUUAGACAAUCUUUGGCACCUGAACAGAAAGGUAAACGCUUAUAUUUGCCUCCUGCAUGUUACACUUUGUCAAAGAAAGAGAAAGAAAUUGUUUGCAAAUCAUUAUCGAAUAUGAAAGUCCCUGAUGGAUACUCUUCUAACAUUAAAAACUUGGUAAAUACGGAUGAAUUGAAGCUAAUGGGUAUGAAAUCACACGAUUGUCAUGCGUUAAUGCAACAUUUGCUUCCAAUCGCCAUCAGAUCGGUCUUACCCAAAAAGGUUAGAGAGUGUUUGACUCGUGUUUGUAUUUUCUUCAAUCAACUAUGUGGGAAGGAAUUAGAAAUGAGCAAGUUGGAUGCAUUACAUGAGGAUAUAGUCAAGACUUUGUGCAACCUUGAAAGGUAUUUUCCACCAUCAUUCUUUGACAUCAUGGUACAUUUGAUGGUUCAUUUAGUGAGAGAAGCAAAGUUGUGUGGGCCAGUUUGGGCAAGAUGGAUGUAUCCAUUUGAAAGGAAUAUGAAAGUGCUCAAAAGCUAUGUGCGUAACCAUCAUCGACCGGAAGCUAGUAUGGUUGAGUGUUAUAUAUCAGAAGAAGCUGUUGAAUUUUGUUCAGAGUACAUAGCUGGAGUUGACACAAUCGGAAUCACCAAACCAAGAAAUAAUUCAGAUGAGUUUGAUAAAGGAUUGCGGGGGAAAGGAGAAAUGGUUACUGUAUCUAGGGCAGAGUUAGAUCAAGCUCAAUUAGUUUUAAUGCACAAUAAUGCAGAGGUUCAACCAUAUAUAACGUAAGUUAUGCAUUUGGUUGAUCAAUUGAAUUCAUAAUCCAUUCAAUUAACUAAUUUUUUUUUACAUAUAUUAUUUUUGAUUUUCAAUUUAUUUUGGUGAAGGGUAGUGAGCAUAUGGAGUUAUUACAGUCAAUGAUUCCGAGAGGUCACAAAAACAAACAGAAGUGGGUUAUAGAUGAGCAUCGUAAAACAUUUAUUAGGUGGUUAAAGAAUACCAUUCUAGCGAAGUUACGACAACCA